Molecule: messenger RNA, 3801 nt
Organism: Chironomus riparius
Lineage: Eukaryota; Metazoa; Arthropoda; Insecta; Diptera; Chironomidae
Source: the annotation of a GenBank genome assembly
AUCCAUUCAAAGAAUUAAAGAACGAAGAUUAAAGUUGUGCAAUAUAUAUUGGAAUAUAACAAAGUAUUACACAAUACAUAAUUUUUUUAAACUGAUGAUGGUCGUGUUCUCAUUUCUCAUAUUCAAUUAUUAUGGAUUGGAAUAAAAAUGAAUGAAUAGAAAAGACACGACAGACGAAGUUAGAAGAAGUGACUUUAGAAGAAAACUUAUUUUUUAUUUUGUUAAUUCAUGUGUUAAUCAACAUUAAACCGUUAUAUUUAAAUUGUUAAGCUCCACACAAGCGGGAGAAGAAAUAACAAAAUUUUUGAGGAAAUUUAAUAAUAGUCGUCGAUCAAAAAUGAAUGUGCUCUAUGUGAAGAAAAUUGUGAUUUGCUUUUAUGUUUUAUUCGUGCAAUUUUGUUGCUCAACUCCGUAUAAAAAUUAUAGCAAUAAUAACAAAAAUAAUAAUAAUGGAAACGAUAUUGCCGUUGCUGUGCAGAACAAGAAUACUGAAUCAUCGAAAAUGGGAUGUCUUCACAAUAAUACAAUGUUUGCUGAUACAUCGAUUAUACCGACUACUGAGCCAUGUCUAGUUUGUAAAUGUUCAAAGCGCAAUUUAGUCUGUGUACGACGUGUGUGCAAAGAUCAGCCCUAUCCACCGCCGCGAGGUUGCAUACUCGUACAAAAAGCAUCCUCAUGCUGUCCAUACCUCUCAUGCUCAAAAUAUCAUGUCAAUUAUUAUAAGAACUCUGAGAGAAAUCAUGAUGAGAACAUAAACAAUCAUUAUCAACAGAUCACGCAUGAGAAAACAUUGGAGAAAAAUUCUCGAGCAGAUGAUGUGGAAGAGAUGAAUGGAGGCUGCAUUGAAAGUGGAAGUCUUUACGCAUCAGGUUCUGCAAUGUAUCGGUCUUCGUCAAGUUACUGCCAAUAUUGUUACUGCAUUAAUGGUCAACAAAAAUGUGUGAAGCCUAAAUGUAUAUUAAAGGAUACGAGAUGUAAACCAAUUUACUCGAAAGCAUCAUGCUGUCCGAUAAAAUAUGAUUGUAACAACAAUUCUACAGCCGUAAUAAGCAAUAUCAGACAAGGAAGUGAUAACAAAAUAGCAAAUGUCCAUAGAAGAAAUCGAAGUAACGGAUGCAUGGAGAAUGAUAGAUAUUAUGAGGAAGGAGAGAAACUUCCAAUCGAUGAAACACGACCAUGUGAAGUAUGUUAUUGCAUUAAAGGAGCACGAAAAUGUACGGUGAAUAAAUGUGCACCGGUUAUUCGAGGUUGUAUUCCAAAGCUACACACGGAAGGUUCGUGCUGUCCAACAAGCUACGAUUGUCGUCGAUCGAUAAAAUUUAAAAGAGAAUCACGACAGAAUGAGGAUGAAGAAGAAGAGGACAACGACUCAAUUGAUUUCUUCUCACUUCUUUUUGGCUCCGAUGAUCCAAAAGAGAAUGAAGAAGUCACGGAAAUUCCAGUCCCAACUUUGCCCCCUUUCAAAUCAUUACCGACAUCGGCAACGACCGAAAGCAGUUUCUUUGAUCUCAUUAGGGCUGGUUUAGAAAUUAUUGAUGCUAAUGCUGAUAAAAUUGACACUAAAUUAAAUAAUAUUAUAUCAACAACUCAGACAAUACCAACGACAUCCGAAGCACCCAGAACUACUCUCGAGAGUACAGACAAAAAAAUUCAAUUUAAUUAUUCAACAAAGAUUGUCUCAACAACAUCUUUACCAUCAACAAAAACUGUAAACGACAUAAAAUCAACAGAGAAAAAAACUUUCGAUGCAAGUACAGAAGCGAGUAAAAUCAGAACUUCAAUGACUUCUAAUGUAAAUGAAACGAAAAAGCUUGAAACAAUAACAGAUACUGUUGAAACUUUGCCAUUAACAUCAACAACUUUAUCAAUAAAAUCUACAUCUGAUGCUGUAGUAAGUUCAACGAAAAUGAGCAUAGUUGAGAAAACAACAUCUUCACCGACUAUAAUAAAGUCAUCAACUAAAGCGUCAGCAAUUAAAGUGACCACAGCUCGUACAACAAAAGCACCAAAAGUUACAUCAACUACGACAAAAAUAAUUGCAACCGCAUCACCUGUGAAAAUCAAUUUACCGACGACGAUAUCAUCAACUGUAGUAAGUUCAAAGCGAGUAACCACAAAAACAGUACCGCCAACAACAAAACCGCCUGCAACUAUGAGAACGACGACACCCAAGAAAUAUAUUGUGCCAUCAUCACUCGAGCAUCAACUUUUGCCAGUUUUGUAUACUGCGGACGUACCUUCCGAUUCGAAACUAAUUGUAAAUGAUGAAAAUGAGGCAGAUGCAUUGCCAAAUUUAGAAAUUAUACCAUUUGUUGCUCAUGAUGCCAUUAAAACAGAUAAGUAUGAGCUGCCGUAUCGUCAAUCAUCGUAUGACAACCUAGAAAAGGAUUAUUUUGCAAAUGAUAAGGAGAAGCCAUUCCGAUACAAUAAUAAAUUCAUUCAUCAUAAUUACGAUGAAACGUUCGAUUACGUCAACCCAAAUGAAAGAAUUGAUACCGGUCCAUUUUACUACGAGAAUAAUGAGAGUCAAUUUGAUUCAUUCUCGCCACCCAACGAGCAAGACUUUUUGGGAGGAUUCAGUCCGAAAGAUAGCAUUUAUGAUGAAGUGUCCACAAGUGCCAAAUAUGAAACGCCACUAAAGCAUAAUGAUUACAUUCAAAAGCCACUUGACACUUCAACAAUUCAUGAGCAUAAAUCAUAUUUGACUUCAACCGAGAAAACACCAACUUUGGCAAUAAAUCAAACGAAUGAUACGAGAGAAAAUCAACAAAAGGAGAAACAUAAAACAACAAUAUCCGGUUUCAAAAAGAUAUCAUCGAAUCUCACAAGCUUCAUAGAUGAUUUGUUGCAUGCGAAUGCGUUAGAAGAAACGAAAAUGCCACUCAUCACAACGACAACGGCAUCGGCAACUCAUUCAUCAUCAACAAGUGCUCCUAUCAAAUCGAUAAUCAACGAUGACGAUUUCAUUAUUAAACAUUUAAAAGUGUCAUCAACAAGUUCAACGACAACAAUGAAAAAUGCUCCGAGCAUGAUGGAAAUAUUUUCGAAACCAACAAAUCCGACAAUGAAUGGUUUAUUAAAGCUUGCCGGAUGUAAUAUAUAUGGACAGAUGUAUGAUGUGGGUCAUGUCAUAGAUGAACUAUCAAAUGAGUGUUUAGAAUGUAAAUGUUUACCUGACAUUGGUGUGGGCUGUGUGCCGCUUAAAUGCUAAAAUUUCACUCGACAAUCGAUAUUUUUUUUCGUUUCGUCUUUCCGGUUGGAUUUGUUCGGUUAGAAUGUCAAUUGUAAGGCUUUUGUCCAAAUUUUGAUGGUUUUUCUGCUGAGAUAAGCUAUGAAUUGAAGGAUAUUAAAAGCAGCGUUAAUUCUCCAAAAACAGCAUAGAAAAUAAAUCUCUGACAAUUGCUCUGCUAGACAUUAUAACUGAACGACCCCAGCUCCAUAGAUUCCAUUUAUUUUGUCGAGUAUUCUUAAUCAUAUUUUUAUAAUUUUUCAUAUUUAAGGAAUGAAUGGAAAUACUCAAGAAUUUUUUUUAUUGUACUUUGUAAUGAAAUCUUUUAGACUGUCACUUUUAAUGUUUAAGGAUCUUUGAAAAACAAAAUAUGUUUGUAUUUACUUUAUAGCUAUGAAAAAUCAAUCUGAACUAAAUGAAUGUUGAGUGUCAGAAAUCUCGACUUUUUUAUGUGACACAUAACAUGAACAAAUAAAUUAGAAGUGAAAAACAUUCUGUUCACAUGAAAAUAAAAUUUAUCCUUGAGCUUGUUUCAUUCACCUUCUCAGCAUGUGAUGGCUUCAGUAGUAAAC